AUGUCUGUGGCCCGGCAGCGUAGGCAAAAUCAAGCUCAAAAAUGGUUACGUAAUUAUGAUGUCUUCGAGCGUGAGGAUCUAGGAAAGGAGAACGGGAAUUGUAUAUAUAUAUACAUAUAUGGAUGUAUCUAUCUUGCAUGCAGAAUGUUUUUCCUGCACAUAUUCCUUUCCUUUUUUUUCUUCUUUCGUUUGCAGACUAAAACGGCCAUACUCUCUCAUAACCCCCCUCUCUAUUUUUCCUUUUUUAUUUUUGAUAGGAACUCUUUACAGCUCGAACAGUCAGUCAUUUCAAUCAAGCAGUCGCUCCCAUCCUACAUACCUCCCCUCAGUUCCUAG
Messenger RNA from Saccharomyces kudriavzevii IFO 1802, 336 nucleotides. It is a transcript of the gene MMO1, whose product is annotated as Mmo1p. The transcript has a single exon. The record is from RefSeq and is a predicted model, not a curated record. Bases 1 to 336 code for a protein of 111 amino acids. Lineage: Eukaryota; Fungi; Ascomycota; Saccharomycetes; Saccharomycetales; Saccharomycetaceae.